Messenger RNA from Eriocheir sinensis (Chinese mitten crab), 997 nucleotides. RefSeq names its product proteasome assembly chaperone 1-like. Gene Ontology annotation, cellular component: endoplasmic reticulum. The transcript is spliced from 5 exons. Gene Ontology annotation, biological process: proteasome core complex assembly. Bases 142 to 930 code for a protein of 262 amino acids. The record is from RefSeq and is a predicted model, not a curated record. Gene Ontology annotation, molecular function: proteasome binding. Lineage: Eukaryota; Metazoa; Arthropoda; Malacostraca; Decapoda; Varunidae.
AUAGAUCUCAUGAAGAGAUGCUGGUCAUCGUCAAGGCCCCGUUGGAAGGAAGGAAACACUCGUUGCGGCCUGGACAGUCACAGUGGACACCCUCCUUCAAACGUUAUAUAGUCUAGUGUUUUUGGGGCUGAUCCUUCAGAUAUGGCGACAUUCUUUGGGGAGGUGAGGUACUUGGUGUCCAGGGCUUACGACGAGGCAGAUGACGACGAUGAAACCCCAGGCAUAACAUAUGAUGUGCAGCUGGAGUUGAGGGAGGGAGGCCAAGACAAGCUGGGUACUGUGGAGGCUCUGCUCAUAUCACAUGGAACUCUAGUAACUGAUUUCUGUGAGACACUAUUGCUAAGUGACCAAUGUCAGGAGGUGGGGAGUGUGUUAGUGAAGGCCCAGAGCAGCUCCACCCUCCACCCACACAAGCCGAUCCCCUCACCCCUGCUCCUCACCCCCACCUCCCUCCUAGUGUGUUGUGUCAGCAAGGAUGUAACUGCUGCUUCUGCCUCAAAGUUUGCACAAAAGCUGCUGUCCUUAAUCAAGCCAUCAUGUGUGAUGAUGGUACUAUCCUCAUACCACUAUGAUGCACUGAAAGGCAGUUACAGACCUCAAGGUGAAGACAACUGUGUAGUUCACUCCCUAUGCUCCUCUGCCUUCCCUCACACCCCUAUGUACCCUCAGCUGCCACAGCCUGCCAUCCUGGACUCAGUUCCUGCAGCAGUCAUGACAGAGUGUGUGGUAGGCCAGCGCCCAUGUGUGGUGUACCCAGUGUUCACAGAGACCUACUCAACUGGGGACCUGGACCUGGUGGCUGGUGCCCUGCAGAGGGUCUUUCAGGGAAAACCUUUCCAUGAACUUGUGUCUGCAAGUUUAGACUCCAAGAAACUUCACCAGUACCGCACCAGUAACCCUCGUAGGGAGAAUAUGGAUCUCUACCUUUGAGCUGGAUAAAAAUGCCAUUAUUGCAAUGUUGUAUUCAUAUGUAUCUUGCAAAGAAAUGGUUUGUGUA